This is a messenger RNA of Spirodela intermedia, 2454 nucleotides long. The record is from the annotation of a GenBank genome assembly. NCBI's taxonomy places the organism in Eukaryota, Viridiplantae, Streptophyta, Magnoliopsida, Alismatales, Araceae.
AUGGCGGAUCCGGUCAGUCGGAGAAGCCAUCCCCGGAGGAAGGACCAGGGGAUCAGUCGGAGUUGGUGCUGUUCGUUCGGAGUUGCUACGCAGAGCCCCGACAACCGCGGUGCCGCCGCUGUCCGCUCCUCCCAGCGGCCUCCUUCCAAGCCUCAGAAGCCGGCGUAUUCCGGUUCGUUCCACAGUUCUCCUUCCCCUAGCUCCAGGGUGGGGUUAGGGCUUAUAGAUCCUCGCAGAAUCCUCUCUCCUGGCAGGGUCUCCCCGAUGGACUCUGACGCGGCCUUGGUCCCGCUGCCGGAGAGCGCUGUUGCUGUGUCUGCAGCUGCCGUAGUUUUGGCGCCGGAAGUGGAGACCGUGGAUCCGCCGCAGAGGCCUAAGUCUCGGAUGGCAGCACAGGUGCCACAACCUUCUCCGUCCGCAGCAGAGCUGGGAGCGAGCGCGGUGUGCUCCGAGGAGAGAUCUACGGAUCUGAGGCUCGUUUUGAAGGGGAAGGACCGGAGUUAUUUGGUUCUGGAUCUGGAUUCAGAUGUGUUGUGCCGCAGCAGCACAUAUUUUGCAGCGAUGGUCUUGGAAGCUCGCCGUAAGCCAGCGGAUGACUCGGGGGAAUCCCCGAAGAUUGUGGUCGCCGAGAUUGAGCAUCUGCCUGUGUUUAAGGAUACCAUUGAACUGAUGUACGAGAAGGAUGCCGUGAGGUGGCUCAUGAAGGCCGGCGUUCUUCGCUCGAUCGAUAUACUUGAGGUGAGCAUCCUGGCCAUUCUUAUCUCAUGGAACUUAAGCUUCAUCCUUGAAGCAUUUUAUGAUUACCAUGAAAAACAUCACAAAGCUUCUUCUGAGAUUGAAUCAUCGCCAAGAGGAAAAACAUCUCGAGGCUUCUGAGAUAUUCCCAUUGCAUUCACUUUCAUCCUCGUGUUUUUCUCAAUAUUUUUCUGAUGCAUCAGUCCAAAUUUUCUUAAUGUCUGUCACAAUCUUUAGUUGGGUCAUCGACACAAACCCGACGUGACGAAAAUUAAAAGAGUUUUUCUUAUCCAGCCUGAUGAUUCAGCAGCGUGUUCCUUUUUCUUUUGAGAGAGAGGAAGGGGGGGGAGAUGGAUGGAUGGAGGGGUCAUGACGAAUUAAAUGGAGAUUGGAGCAAAAAUCUUAGGAAUUCGUAAUCAAAUAUGUGCCUUUUAUCCAGGAACUCUUGGAUCCUUUGAAUUCUUGUAGCAGACGCAAAGUUGCAGGUCCACUCUUGCACAAUGAUUAGCUACGCCAACCAGUUGGUCUGGGCUAAGCCUCAGAUCAGCAAAUGGGAUGCCCGUUCCAUACAGAGAUUUAGGAAUGGAUCCUUCAGCAGAUCGUGGCGAACUCUGAGAUUCGCUCUUGGGAGUUUCGAUCACGAAAACUGUUCGCUGUGGAUAUAGAUGUUAUCUUUGCUUAUCCUCGGGCUGUAGAAGAUUCAUUUUAUUUAUUUUUUGGUUGUUGUUGUUACCCAGUCUUCUGUAGUUCUAGAUUUCACUGCUGGCAUGCCCUCCAUGAAUUCCUUUCUUUCACUGAUCCGAUCUUCAGGUAUCGUCCUCCAUUGUGUUCCCCAGAGGCGUUGACUCGUGCUUGAGGUACCUGGAGGCUGUCCCCUGGAACGAGAGCGAGGAGGAGAAGCUGAAGGCCCUCUUUUCGAGGUGCUCCUUGGACCAUCCUCUCGCCCAGGACAUCCUUUCCAGACUCUACGGUCAAGUCGCCGCCGAAGGCCUGGCCCUCCGCCUUCUCCGAUCCGUCUCCGGCGGCGCCAACAGGGGCUCCAAAAAGGUCCUCCAGACGCUGGUCAACGACCUCCUCUCCAAGAGCUCCGUCUACCACAAGGACCCCGCCGGCCUCACCAAAGACGGCCUUUACGAAGUCUCCCUCUCCUGCUUGGCCUCUCUGCUGCAGCUCUUCCAGGAGGCCACCGGCGGCGCCGCCGCCGAGGGGCGGAGGGGGACGAUGCUGGACCGAGCUUCCUGCCUUGUCGACAGCCUCAGCUGGCUGCUGGAGCUGCUCCUGGACAGGCACCUGGCGGAGGACUUCGUGGCCCUCUGGGCCGGCCAGACGGAGCUCCAACACCUGCACGAGGCGGCGGCGCCGAUGCUCCGCUUCGAGCUUAGCCGCGUCUCCGCCGCCGUGUUCGAGGCUCUCGGCAGGGGGCGGCUUCACUGCCCCGCCCCGCUCCGGUGGCGCGUCCUCCGCGCCUGGUUCGGGCCCAUGCUGGUCGACUUCGGCUGGCUCGGGCGCCGGCCUCGUGGGCUCGACCUCCGGUCCAUGGAGGACUCCCUGGGCCGAGCCAUCCUCACCCUCCCCCUCCCCCAGCAGCAGGCCCUCCUGGUCGACUGGUUCGCCUUCUUCUCCUCCUCCGCCGCCGGCGACUGCCCCAAUCUCAGCGCCGCCUUCCAGGUCUGGUGGCGCCGCUCCUUCCUCCGCCGCCCCUCCCCACACCAACAAUGA